CGUGAUUUUACCAUAUUGUCGGUGUAUUGUAUGUCCAAGAAGGAAAGAAAGAUUCACUUCCCGGUGGUGAGGGGCAAAACUCUCUGCCUCUCUGGUGGUUCAGAUCUAAUAGCUUCUCCGCCUCUACAUUUUUAUAAAAAACAAGCUUUUACCAAACCCUACAAUUCUCUCUAAUUUAAACACAUUUUGCUUUUUAAUCACUCAAUACACCGUAUUCUCAUUCUGCCUUUUAUCCAAGUUUUUUUUUUUUUUUUUAGAAGGAAAAAAAGAAAAAAAAAAAAAAAAAAAAGCAAAACCCUUUCCCUCAUUCCAAACACCACAUUGUGGUAAUGCGUGUUGGUUUCAGCUAGAUCCGAAAGCUUAACAACGGUUGGUUUUUGCUAGUCGUGAUCGCCAACGUUGUGCUCUGAGAAAAUGGGAGAGAAAUCGAGAUCCGGCGGGUGUUGCGGGUGGUUUCUGGUGUUGGUAAUCUUGGCUGUGAUCGUAGUCGCCAUUGUACUCGUAGUGAAAAAGAGAACCGACAACAGCUCCGACCAUCCAGCUCCGAUUCCCGGACCUCCGGGCGCCGUUGUCCAUAAAUACGGCGACGCUCUCAAAGUCGCUAUGCAAUUUUUCGACAUACAGAAAUCUGGUAAGUUGGAAGAUAACAAAAUACCAUGGAGAGGGAACUCGGGUCUAAAAGAUGGAAGUGAAGCAAAAUUGGAUCUGACCAAAGGAAUGUACGAUGCUGGUGAUACUAUGAAGUUUGGUUUUCCAAUGGCGUUCACUGCCACUGUGUUGUCAUGGUCCAUUCUUGAGUAUGGGGAUCAAAUGGAUACAGUGGGUCAGUUGCAGCCUGCUCAAGAUAACCUCAGGUGGAUCACUGACUACCUCGUCAAUGCUCAUCCUUCAGAGAAUGUGCUCUAUAUUCAGGUAGGUGAUCCUGAAAAGGACCACAAGUGUUGGGAAAGGCCUGAAGCCAUGACCAUGGAGAGGCCUCUCACACAGAUCAACACAUCCUCUCCAGGAACAGAGGUUGCAGCUGAAACAGCAGCAGCUAUGGCUUCGGCCUCUCUGGUGUUUAAGACAAGCGACUCUGAAUAUUCAAGCAAGCUUCUUAAGCAUGCAAAACAAUUGUUUGGUUUUGCUGACAAGUAUAGAGUUUCUUACAGUGAGAGUAUCCCUGAGGUCCAGACUUAUUACAAUUCAACAGGGUACGGAGAUGAGCUUUUAUGGGCAGCGAGUUGGCUCUUUCAUGCCACAGGGGACCGAACUUACCUUGAUUAUGUGACGGGAGAAAAUGGAAAAGAUUUUGCUAAUUGGGGAAGUCCGACUUGGUUUAGCUGGGAUAACAAGCUUGCAGGAACUCAGGUUUUGUUGUCCAGGUUAAGCUUUUUUGGUGCCAAAGGUGUCUCAGAUAAUUCUGGUCUUCGUGGUUAUAGAAAGACUGCUGAGGCUGUUAUAUGUGGCCUCCUACCAGGUUCUCCAUCGGCUACGAAAAGCAGAACAGACGAUGGUCUUAUAUGGGUCAGUCAAUGGAAUGCAUUGCAGCAUCCUGUUGCUUCUGCAUUCUUGGCUGCUCUGUACAGUGACUACAUGCUUACGACUCGGACAGCAAAGGUAUCCUGCAGUGGAAAAUCCUACACGCCAGCAGAUAUCAGGAAAUUUGUUAAAUCUCAGGCUGAUUAUGUCUUAGGUGACAAUCCGAUGAAAAUGAGCUAUCUUGUUGGUUAUGGGGACAAAUACCCACAGUAUGUGCACCAUAGAGGAGCUUCUAUUCCAGCCGAUGCAAAGACUGGCUGCACUGAUGGCUUCAAGUGGCUCGAGUCGACUAAGCCCAAUCCCAAUGUAGCUACUGGAGCACUUGUGGGUGGGCCCUUCCUAAACGAAUCGUACAUUGAUUCCCGGAACAACUCCAUGCAAGCGGAGCCAAGCACAUAUAACAGUGCUGUCCUCGUUGGUCUGCUAUCAAGCUUGGUCACCACUUCUUCAGCUGUUCAAUCCUUAUCCUAAACUGUUGAUUAAAUUAAAUAUUACACGUGUGUAUUAUGUGAAUAGACGUAUGCAUGACCUGCUGUACGAUGGGCUCGGUUCUUGCCUCAACUGCUCUGAGCUGUUUUUUGGUUACUUAUUUGAGUAGAUGGUGGCUGUAGUAGUGAUUUUCUACAUAUGAUUUGUGUGGCAAUUUCUAAUUGCUUUUCUUCU
Messenger RNA from Ziziphus jujuba (common jujube), 2184 nucleotides. RefSeq names its product endoglucanase 10. The record is from RefSeq and is a predicted model, not a curated record. The transcript has 6 exons. Gene Ontology annotation, biological process: carbohydrate metabolic process. The coding region runs from base 415 to 1992 and encodes 525 amino acids. Lineage: Eukaryota; Viridiplantae; Streptophyta; Magnoliopsida; Rosales; Rhamnaceae. Gene Ontology annotation, molecular function: hydrolase activity, hydrolyzing O-glycosyl compounds.